CUGAGACGGGUGUGAAUCAUACUACGAGUUUCCACUCUUCCACGUAAUUUCGCUAUCCUCGAGGAGAUCGCCGCCGGCGGAACCUUCCGACAAUUUUCGGCUGAGCCCUCCCAUACCCGCCUGUUCUCCAAAGCACCGGGGAGUAGCUUUUACUUUAUGUGGGACAUUUCCCUGCUUCAAAUUUCGCAUCUUUUCUCCCUCAGAAACGAGGCGGAGGAGGAAGAAACGAGGCGGAAAGACGUGCGAUGGAGAUCUUGUAACCAAUGUACUGAGAGAAAGUGGCUGAUGCUGAUUGGUAUAAGGGGAUUUUUUUUCUUUUCUUUUUUUUUUUUUUGGAAUCGCGAGUAAACAGAAGAAAUUGGUGAGAUAGAAGGGACGGAUCAGUAGGACUGUUUGGUGGGUUGUUUUUAGCGGGGACUUGCUUCUCGCGUUGCAGCUGCAGAAGCUGUGCUCUUAUCGUGAUCUCCGCGCCACGCUUCGCUUCCAUCUCUCCUCGAUCCGAAUUCCAUUCUUGGCGGAAGAUGCCCAGGAACAGCCCUCCGAAGCAUCGCCAUGACAGGACCUCGCCGCUGCCCCUUGGCAUGGAUUGGAGCCCUCCCCCGAAGCGUUGGGAUGGAAGGAAUACUGUCUGGCCUCACAACCCCCAAACUGGUUGGAGCUAUUGUGUAACGGUUCCUUCUUGGAAUGUUCAGACGGAGCCUGGUGCAUCCCAUGGGAGCUUCUUAAAUCCUAUUAUUUUUUACAGGAUUCACGUGGGUAUACAAUCCCCAGAAGGUGUUAGCACGAGCCAUGAGUUAUUACGAAGAUUCAGUGACUUUCUGCAGUUAUACUCUGUGAUUAAAAAGGCAUUUCCCAGAAAAGAUUUUCCUUUGGCCCCACCAAAGCAUGCUUUAUUGAGAAUUAAUUCCAGUCAUGUGUUCCUAGAAGAGAGAAGGUAUGCUUUGGAGGAAUGGAUGGGAAAGUUACUCUCUGACAUAGAUCUAGCCAGAAGUGCACAAGUAGCUGUUUUUCUUGAAUUAGAAGCUGCUGCAAGGUCAGCAUUUCAAUGUGUCAAUAAUGCUACAGAUUCAAGUUCUUCAACUGGUACUAAUGCCACAAACCCACUGUCUCUAGCUAAACCUACUUCUAGUGUUUCUGUUGCUGACAGUUCAACAGCUAUAUCUAACUUGCCUCAUGCUUCAUUGGAUAGUUGCUAUAACAAUGCAAAUGAUUCAUCAGACAUUGCUACAGAAAGAAAAGGAAUGAUUCGAGUUUCUCAAGCUAGUGCUGAAGAUGUAUCAUUGUUGGUUCAUGAUCAUUCUGUAAAUGUAAACGUAGAAAUCAGGAAUGACAUCAUAGGUGGAUCAUUCUUCGAUCGGCCAGAAGAUUUCAGUAGGUGUAGUAAGUUGAAUGACAGAAAAGAGCAUCCUGUUCCAGAGAGAGAGAUAGUUGGUGCCAGUUCUUCAAGGGACGUAAUGGAGUUUAUAUCUGAUCAAGACCAUGAUACUCUUCCUGGUCAUGCUCGUAAGUUCUCCACUGAAAGCUUUGGGAGUGACAUAAGUUCUACAAGGGGCAGUGAACUAUCAUCUGCUGGAGUCACAAAUUCAAUUUGGGAAGGUUCCCUUGAUGCUCCUGGCGAUGCUGAAGUAGUAAAUGCCACAGAUGGCUCAGGAACACAAAUCCUUGAAAAUUCACAAAUUGUUCUUCCAUUUGAUCAAAGGCAGAAGUUAAAUAGAGUUCUUGUAGGCAUGCAACAAAGGUUAGCAACAGCAAAAACAGAUAUGGAUGAUCUUAUAGCUCGUCUGAACCAAGAAAUGGCUGGGAAAGAAUAUCUUAGGACAAAGGUCAAGGAUUUGGAGGUUGAAGUGGAAGCCAAUGAACAAAAAGGUAAAGAAAACUUGCAACAAGCCAUCUUAAAUGAAAGAGAGAGGGCCACACAAAUGCAAUGGGAUAUGGAUGAAUUAUGCAGAAAGUGUUCAGAGAUGGAGGCGAAGCUCAUGUUUGAACAAAAUGAAAGAAAUUGUUCUGAGUUAGAGAAGGAAAUUGCUAAUGAAGAAAAAGAAUCCUUGCAACAGGGACUGGAUAAUAAUCAAGAAAAAUUAGAUAAUAUGCGAAAGCUGAUGGAGGAACUGGAAUUGAAAUCAAAGGCUGAUAUCAAAGUCCUUGUCCAAGAAGUGAAAGUUCUGAGGAAAUCUCAAGCAGAUCUGAAAGAAAUGUUGAAUCGGUCCUCAAAAGAAAAGACUGAGCUAGAGGGAAUUGUACUCAAGGAAAAACAGAGAUUGUCGAAUGCAAAGUCAGCGAACGAUACUCUUCUUCACGAAUGCCAAGUUUUUCGUGAUCGGUUUAAAGAAUCCAGUGUUAGUUUUCUGACUGAUGAGGAAGACAAGUUCGCUACUACCUCGUCGUCACUCUCUGAUGUCUUUGAUCUUUUGGCAACAUCAGAUAAUAGGAUAAAUCUCCUUCUCGCUGAGGCUCAUCUCCUUGCACAAAACUACAAAGUGGCACCUAUAGAUGUUCAUGCUGUUCAAUCUAAUGAAAUGUCUGAAUGUCUGAUCCUACCAAAUGAAACAGACGAUGAGAUACGAGAAAUUCUUACUGAUGCGAUCAUAGAUAACCUGCAACUGAAGAAACAAAUAAACUCGGUCGUCAAACGUGCCUUGAAUACCGUAUCAAAACUAGAGAAAGAAGACACCAUUGAAGCCCCUUCCAGAAAGACUGUCCUCAACCAUUUCUUGGAGAGGUGAAACAACACAUGUACAUUUCUCUACUGUAAAUAUAGUCGUACCUUUCUGCUUGAGUUUUGCAUUCGCGAUCUCGCAAAUGUGUCAUGUAUUCAAAUAAUUUUUUUUAUCCUUAGCCUAAGGUAAGUCAUCUAGUUAUACAUAUGCCAACUCUUCAGUCUCACAUCUAAAAUUCAUAUAUUGCCUUCA
Molecule: messenger RNA, 2909 nt
Organism: Zingiber officinale
Lineage: Eukaryota; Viridiplantae; Streptophyta; Magnoliopsida; Zingiberales; Zingiberaceae
Product: PX domain-containing protein EREL1-like
Exons: 10
Coding region: 522-2723 (733 amino acids)
Biological process (GO): protein transport
Molecular function (GO): phosphatidylinositol binding
Source: RefSeq, a predicted model, not a curated record